GAGCGCAGCCGCCGCCGCGUCCUCUCAGCCUUGCGCUCCGCCCGCUGCUUCUGCCGCCGCAGCGCAGAGCCGGGGGCACCGGCCCCGCAGCCUGCCCACUCUUCGGGCCGCGUGCCAGCUGCAGCCGGCAUGGGGGGUUGCUGAGAGCGGGCACUCCUUCCUUCUGGCACCUCCCCCGGCUACUGGCCACUGGACUCUGGCCAGCGAGGCUCGGCACCUCUGGCCCCCAGUCCGGCUCCUGGCACGGUCCUCUGCUCCUCCAGCUCUGAGCAUCGUGUCCCCGUCCGCCCCCCCGCCCGCGCCUGGGACACCUGGGUCCCCCGGCGGCCCCUAGGAGAGGGGCGGGGGGGGCAUGAAGCCACUGGAGAAAUUUCUGAAGAAGCAGACGUCGCAGCUGGCGGGCCGAACGGUGGCGGGAGGUCCCGGCGGGGGUCCGGGGAGCUACGGUGGGCCUGGAGGGGGUGGGGGACCCGGCGGGGGGGGCUGUCCAGCCGGGGGACCGCGGUUGUUGCAGCGGCGUCAGAGCGUGUCUCGCCUGCUGCUCCCCGCUUUCCUCCGGGAGCCCCCCGCCGAGCUGGGGCUGGAGCCGCCCCCUGAGGAGGAAGGGGGAGAGCCAGCGGGGGUCGCGGAGGAGCCGGGCAGCGGGGGGCCCUGCUGGCUGCAGCUGGAGGAGGUGCCAGGGCCCGGGCCGCUCGGGGGAGGGGGGCCCCUGCGCUCCCCUUCCUCCUACUCAUCUGACGAGCUGUCCCCGGGCGAGCCCUUGACUUCGCCGCCCUGGGCCCCCCUGGGCGCCCCCGAGCGGCCGGAGCAUCUUCUGAACUGGGUUCUGGAGCGGCUUGCUGGAGGGGCCACCAGGGACAGCGGCGCCUCAGAUAUCCUGCUGGAUGACAUUGUCCUUACCCAUUCUCUCUUCCUCCCGACGGAGAAAUUUCUGCAGGAGCUACACCAGUACUUUCUUCGGGCAGGAGGCAUGGAGGGCCCUGAGGGGCUGGGCCGGAAGCAGGCCUGUCUAGCCAUGCUUCUCCAUUUCUUGGACACCUACCAGGGGCUGCUUCAAGAGGAAGAGGGGGCCGGCCACAUCAUCAAGGAUCUAUACCUGCUAAUUAUGAAGGACGAGUCCCUUUACCAGGGCCUCCGAGAGGACACUCUGAGGCUGCACCAGCUGGUGGAGACGGUGGAACUAAAGAUUCCAGAGGAGAGUCAGCCACCCAGCAAGCAGGUGAAGCCACUCUUCCGCCACUUCCGCCGGAUAGACUCCUGUCUGCAGACCCGCGUGGCCUUCCGGGGCUCUGAUGAGAUCUUCUGCCGCGUAUACAUGCCUGACCACUCUUACGUGACCAUACGCAGCCGCCUUUCAGCAUCUGUGCAGGACAUUCUGGGUUCUGUGACGGAGAAACUUCAAUAUUCAGAGGAGCCCGCGGGGCGUGACGAUUCCCUCAUCCUGGUAGCUGUGGCCUCCUCAGGAGAGAAGGUCCUUCUCCAGCCCACUGAGGACUGUGUUUUCACCACACUGGGCAUCAAUAGCCACCUGUUUGCCUGUACUCGGGACAGCUAUGAGGCUCUGGAGCCCAGCUCCUAUACCCCUGCCUGCCACCAGGUGCCCCUCCCCGAGGAGAUCCAGGUCUCCCCUGGAGACACGGAGAUCCACCGAGUGGAGCCUGAGGACGUUGCCAACCACCUAACUGCUUUCCACUGGGAGCUGUUCCGAUGUGUGCACGAGCUGGAGUUCGUGGACUACGUGUUCCACGGGGAGCGUGGCCGCCGGGAGACCGCCAACCUGGAGCUGCUGCUGCAGCGCUGCAGCGAGGUCACGCACUGGGUGGCCACCGAAGUGCUUCUCUGCGAGGCCCCGGGCAAGCGCGCGCAGCUGCUCAAGAAGUUCAUCAAGAUCGCGGCCCUCUGCAAGCAGAACCAGGACCUGCUGUCUUUCUACGCCGUGGUCAUGGGGCUGGACAACGCUGCUGUCAGUCGCCUUCGACUCACCUGGGAGAAGCUGCCAGGGAAAUUCAAGAACUUGUUCCGCAAAUUUGAGAACCUGACGGACCCCUGCAGGAACCACAAAAGCUACCGAGAAGUGAUCUCCAAAAUGAAGCCCCCUGUGAUUCCCUUCGUGCCUCUGAUCCUCAAAGAUCUGACUUUUCUGCACGAAGGGAGUAAGACCCUUGUAGAUGGUUUGGUGAACAUUGAGAAGCUGGGCUCAUUCCUUGUCAUCUCCCAGCAUUCAGUGGCCGAAAAAGUGAGAACAAUCCGCAAAUACCGGAGCCGGCCCCUUUGCUUGGACAUGGAGGCAUCCCCCCAUCACCUGCAGACCAAGGCCUACGUGCGCCAGUUUCAGGUCAUCGACAACCAGAACCUCCUCUUCGAGCUCUCCUACAAGCUGGAGGCGAAUAGUCAGUGAGAGUGGAGGCUCCAGUCAGACCCGCCAGAUCCUUGGGCACCUGGCACUCAAGCACUUUGCACGAUGUCUCAGCCAACAUCUGACAUCUUUCCCAUGGAGCAACUUCCUGCUCCACGGGAAAGAGUUGGAUGGAUUUACCCCUGGACCCAUAAGUCUGUUCAUCCUGCUGAAGUCCUCUCCCCAUUGCUCCUUCAAGCCAAAACUACACUUUGCUGGUUCCUGUCCCCUCUGAGAAAGGGGGCAGAAAGCUCCUUCCUCUAUCCCUCCCAUCGAGAUCUGUUCUGGGGAUGGAGCUUCCAACUUCCUCUUCCCAGCAGGAAAGAAUGCCGCCCACCCUUCUGCCUUGCAGAGUGGGAUUGUGGGAGGGAUUGGCAGCCUUCUCCACCACCUGUCCAGCUUCUUCCUGGUCAGGGCUGGGACCCCAAGGAAUAUUAUGUUGCUGUGUGUGUGUGUGUGUGUAUGUCUCCUUUUAGGGAGCAGAAGUGCAUCUGGUAAUUGAGGGCGGAUGUUGGGUGUACUGGGGAGGGGUCCUUCUGUUUGGUGCUACCCUUGUCUACUCUGCCCCUGGAUGGUACGGGGUGCUUUCUCCACCCCCACACUCCCUGCUCAGCUCCUCAUGCUGCCCUGCAUGCCCAGGCUGGUGAGCCAAGCUGCUUUUCAGGGCAGGGAGUGGCAGCAGGUAGGAGGGGUUACCCAUCAGCCCCUGCAAGUCCCCCACUCAGGCCUCUGGAAGGUCCGGGAAUGGACUCUGAUGAGAGGGUAAAAGAUGCUCAGGGAAACACAGGCCUCAGCUGCCUAGAGGACCCUCCCCCUGCCUUGCAGUGGGCUGGGGUAGAGCAGUAUCAGGAGCUAGGGGUGUCUGCUGCCCACAUUCCUGCUUUUUGGGGUAUCUAACUGCUAAGGAGGGAGUUGGCAUCCCCCUUCUGACUCAUGUGUCUGACACCAACAACAUGGUCUCUGUCCCUCUCCCUGUCUUGACUCCUCCUUUGUCCUCCCCAUAGAGCUGGGGUGGGGUGGAUCCCUAUACCUGGGGCAGGCAGCCCCAAAGUGGGGGAGGGGGAUGGCGGAGACUGUAAAGGCGCCACCGGACUCUGGCAAGGCCUUUAUUACCUCUGCUCCCCUCCCUCCCAUCACCAGCCUCAAGGCCUGAGGGGUUCAGGGGCUCCUGGCAGCUACUGGGUGAGGUUUCCUGGCACAGCCUCACCCUUCUUUCUGGCACCACCUCUUUCCCUUUUGAAGAGGCAGCAAUAGCAGUAGCAAAAGCAGCUGCUGUUCCUGCUAUGAGGGUGUAUAUAUUUUUUACCCAAAGUUCUGGAAUUGUACAUUUAUUUUUUAAAACUCAAAGAGGGAAAGAGCCUUGUAUCAUAUGUGAACAUUGUAUCAUAGGUAAUGUUGUACAGACCCUUUUAUACAGUGAUCUGUCUUGUUCCUGUGGCAAAAAUCCUCUAUGAACAUAGGCAGGCGCUGUGCCCCAUGCCCUCUUGCCCUGACAGUGUCCCAUGGGCCCCCUCCUGUUCCCUGCCCCCUCCCUGCUACUGCUGAUGCACUCUCCUCUCCCUGCGGCCCCCAGCUUCCCAGCCUUCCUCCUGACCCCUUCCAGCAGCCUUGGAACUCCAGCUGCCACCACCCUCUGGGUCGAAUACUGGGACACACUGGCCCAGUCUUUGCUGCUGCUCACCCCUAACCUUGAUGCCUGCCCAGGGACCCCCCAGCCCCCUCCCCUUGCCCUGCAGCUUUAACAGAGUGAACCAUGUGUAUUGUACAGGCGCAGUUGUCAUUGCAGAAACUGCUGGGUGGAAAAGAAGCCGAUAAAGUCUAUGAAUCAACCUG
Molecule: messenger RNA, 4228 nt
Organism: Cercocebus atys (sooty mangabey)
Lineage: Eukaryota; Metazoa; Chordata; Mammalia; Primates; Cercopithecidae
Gene: RAPGEFL1
Product: Rap guanine nucleotide exchange factor (GEF)-like 1
Exons: 15
Coding region: 353-2398 (681 amino acids)
Biological process (GO): Ras protein signal transduction; positive regulation of GTPase activity
Cellular component (GO): plasma membrane
Molecular function (GO): guanyl-nucleotide exchange factor activity
Source: RefSeq, a predicted model, not a curated record